This is a messenger RNA of Suncus etruscus (white-toothed pygmy shrew), 672 nucleotides long. It is a transcript of the gene TMEM234, whose product is annotated as transmembrane protein 234. The transcript has 5 exons. Bases 31 to 456 code for a protein of 141 amino acids. The record is from RefSeq and is a predicted model, not a curated record. NCBI's taxonomy places the organism in Eukaryota, Metazoa, Chordata, Mammalia, Eulipotyphla, Soricidae.
CCCGGAAGUGAAAGGGACAGCCAUGGCAACAUGGCGGCGUCUCUCGGGCAGGUGCUGGCGCUGGUGCUGGUGGCCGCUCUGUGGGGGGGCACACAGCCGCUGCUGAAGCGGGCCUCCUCCUCCCGCCUGCAGCAAGUUCGGGAGCCCACGUGGGUCCGGCAGUUGCUGCAGGAGAUGAAGACCCUCUUCUCCAAUACUGAGUACCUGCUACCCUUUCUCCUCAACCAGUGUGGCUCCCUUCUCUACUACCUCACUUUGGCAUCAGCAGAUCUGACCCUGGCUGUGCCCAUCAGUAAUUCUCUGGCCAUCGUCUUCACACUGAUUGUGGGCAAGAUCCUUGGAGAAGACAUUGGUGGAAAAGGUGCACUUGCAGGCAUGGUGCUCACAGUGACGGGAAUUACAAUUUGCGUCUCAAGCUCAGCAAGCAAGACCCAGGAGCAGCCAUCUGCCAUCUAAGUGGACUGAUGUUCUCUCUAGCUCUGUGGUCUCAGGAGCCCUUAGCCCUCAGGUGCCACUAGAGAGCAAAUGAUUGGGCAAUUUAUCCCUUGAAGCCUCAAUUUCUACACCCCUAGUUGGGGUACUAGCCAUCUCAAUGAUUGCAGUGAGAGCAAGUAUGAAAGAGUGUUGUAUCUUUCAAGUGCUGUUUGACUACUAGUAUUUAGCUCAAGACUU